Molecule: messenger RNA, 408 nt
Organism: Porites evermanni
Lineage: Eukaryota; Metazoa; Cnidaria; Anthozoa; Scleractinia; Poritidae
Source: the annotation of a GenBank genome assembly
AUGGCAAGCGCUAAACGGCGCUACACUGUGCCAGAAAUAUUGGACUAUUUGGACGAUAAGUUCGAUAUCCCCUACAAUGGAGUGAAUUCUGACAUCGAAGGACUUGAUGAAGAAGAUUUUGACGAAGAAAAUGAUCUGCUCCCUGAAGUGGCCAUCUCUGAAGAUGAAGAUGACGAAGAUGUAGACCUCAUCGCUCUUGAUAUCGAGGAAAACGGUGAUCAGGAUAGUAGCAGAGGAAGACCAAGCUAUGUAAGUCUAAAUGACUUUAAAUGGAGUAGUGUGAGAAGUGACAUUGAUAUUCCCAGCUUUUUGCAAGCUGUUGGGCCAGCAAAUGUUAUGCCCAGAGAGUCCUUAGCUGUAGACUUUUCCAGCUGUUUGUUGAUAAUCGCACGUUGGGAAAUAUCCUAA